This is a messenger RNA of Cyanistes caeruleus (blue tit), 3751 nucleotides long. Lineage: Eukaryota; Metazoa; Chordata; Aves; Passeriformes; Paridae. The record is from RefSeq and is a predicted model, not a curated record.
UAAUUAAUUGACCUUGACAAUGAAGCGGCUGGAAGCGCUAAAUGUUCGCUUCCUCCGCUUCGUCACCCGUGGCUUCAUAAUUUCCUGUGGACCGCUUUGUGUGCGGGGGAUGUGGACACAGGAGCGUUGUGAUCAGCCGUAACUCAGCCCGUGUGUGAAAACAGCGGGGUCCGCCGAGGCCUGCAGCAUGGUUUGACCUGAGGAGUGUUCAGUGGGCAAUGAGUGACAACGAGCAGGACUGGCUGGCUCUGAGGCCUCAGGAACCUUCUCCAUCCCAGUGCUGCGGCAGCGGCUGCAAGCCCUGCAUCUACGAUGUGUACGAGAAGGAGCUUGCACAGUGGGAGAGAGCCAAAGCAAUGCAAGACAAAAGCCUUCUCCUGGGAAAGAAGGAGCAGAGCAAUAAUUCAGAGCUGAAUCCAGAUACAUUCACUGCAUUCAGCGUGAGCUCAGUGGAACAGCUGACAGAGGACACCUACCAGUACAAAUUUGAAUUACCGGGAAAUAGCAGCCUGCGAUUGAGUUUAGGACAACAUAUCGUGUUAAGAGGAGUGGUGAAUGGUUUGGAGGUCCAGAGAGCCUAUACUCCAAUUAGCCCCAGGAAUGCAGAAGGUUACUUUGAAGUUCUAAUUAAAUGCUAUGAAGCUGGGCUAAUGUCAAAAUACAUAAAAACAUGGAAAAGAGGAGACGUGGUCUUUUGGCGUGGACCGUUUGGAGGGUUCCCAUACCAACCUAAUAAGAUAGACAACUCCAAAAGGAAGCUCGGUGAGGGGAGAUUUGCCUGCUGGAGGAUGGGGUGCACAGGGCUGGGCUGUCUGGCAGCACUGGCCAUGCUCUGCAGGGCUCUCGGGGAUGCUCCCAGCAGAGGCAUCAAAUGUGGGGGAGUACUUUCAGCACCUUCUGGCAAUUUCUCCAGCCCCAACUUCCCGGGGCUGUAUCCCUACGAGACAGAGUGCACGUGGCUCAUCGUGGUGGCCGAGGGCUCCUCCGUCCUGCUCUCCUUCAGCCACUUCGAGCUGGAGUACCAUGACACCUGUGCCUAUGACUACCUCCAGGUCUACAACGGGGCUGCCCGGGACCAGGGAAACCUCCUGGGCACCUUCUGUGGCCACAGCCCCCCACCACCCUUCUCCUCCGCCUGGCACGUCAUGGCUGUGGUCUUCCGCUCCGACCGCCACGUGGCCAAGCACGGCUUCGCCGCUGCCUACAAGAAAGACGCCUGUGGUGGGCAGCUGACGGGGCUCUCUGGGGAGAUCACCAGCCCCCGCUACCCCGAGAGUUACCCCAACGACGCCGAGUGCCGCUGGAGCAUCGGGGGGGCUGGCGGUGGUGGCCCCCUCACCCUGGUGUUUGCUGACUUCCAGAUGGAAGGGGGCCAAGGCUGUGGCUUCGACUACGUGGCCCUUUUUGAUGGCCCCACCAUCACUGCCCCCCGCCUGGGACGUUACUGCGGCAGCGCCCGCCCGCCCCGCACCAUCUCCUCCACCCCACACCUCUUCAUCAUCUUCAAGUCGGACUUCAACAUCGGUGGCAGGGGCUUCAAGGCCCAUUUCUACUCGGGCGAGUGCCAGGAGGUGUUUACCACCAUCAAAGGGAAUUUCUCCAGCCCUCAGUACCCCAACUUCUACCCCAACAACCUCAAGUGCCAGUGGAGCAUCCAGCUGCCCCCAGGCUACCGGGUCAAGGUCUUCUUCCUGGAUAUGGAGCUGGAGGGCCGGAGCAGCCUGACAGGUGGCUGUGACUACGAUCACUUGUCUGCCUUUGAUGGUGGCACCGAGAAUGGGUCCCUGCUGGGACGGUGGUGUGGGCGGGAGAGCCUGGCACCCGUCACCUCCCGCAGCAACCAGCUGCUCCUGGUCCUCCACACCGACCGCAACACGGCCAAGAGGGGCUUCUCCAUCUCCUACGUGGGAGUUGUGCCCAUGAACGUCAGCUGCACCCGGACAGACUUCCACAUCCAGAUCCCCAUGCAGUCCCUGGCCCAGCUGGAGAGGAAUAGGAUUUAUUUGGGGACCCCCUCCUGUGCAGCCCAGGUGGUUGGCAGGAACUUUAAAAUACACACCAGGUUCGACACCUGUGGCACUGAAUCUCAGAGACGCAACAACACCUCUGUCAUCAUCAGCACCCUCUACAUUGAUUUUUCAGUGGGAGACCAGGAGGACAUCCACCAGUACGAGGUGCAGUGUGAGCCAAAGAAGAAGGAAGCCUCAGUGACCCUUAUUGCUGGUCCUGAUCCAUCCAGGCUCAGCCAGGCAGAAAAUCUGGUGGAUGCCCAGCAGUGGGAGGGGGAAGCGAUCGAUGCCCGUGAAAUCAAGAGCCAGGACACCAGUGACAUCGUCUUCAUCAGCAUCUGCAUCCUGGCUGGGCUCCUCAUGGUCAUUGCAGUGGUGGGGCUGGUGCUUCUGUAGGAUGCUCUUUCCACUCUCCAGGGAUUGCAGUCGCAGUCCAGGGCAGAAGGGUACCCCAAAAUCCACCCUUACCCCAGGCUGAACCCUAACACAGCUACCCAAACAGAGACACAGCUCCCAGGCCCUGAAACUGAGCCUGAACCCAACCUCCACCUUCUCUUAGUGCCUGAAAAUUCUGGGCAAUAGGCAGCCGUUUCCCUUCCCAAUUUGUUUUCCUCUGUCUCAAUCUGUCCAUUUGGCUCAGGAAUGCAGUUCUUGCACUCCCUAACUCUUCCCGCACCUGCUUCAAUUUGUUUUCCCUGUAGUGCUGCUGCUUUCAGGAAAGUAACGUUGUUUGCCGAUGGCUGCAAAUCUUCCUGUCAAUUAUUUCUAGCUGAAUUCUUGGAUGUACAAACCAUCCCCAAAUGUAGCUGUAUUCCCAACAAAUGUUCUCCGUGCUCCCGGCCCAUGCUUGGGGGGGACCGUGGAGCUGUGUUACAGGGAUCUCCACCUGGCACACACAGAUGUAGCUCAUGUAGGUGCUCCCAGGUGAUGUUUCUGGGUGUCUGUGGGUGAUGUGAUGAGAUGCAUUUGCUGUGCCCUGGAGCUCCUCGUUUGAUCUUCUCAUGUUGUCUCACUUCUCGCAGGACUCACCUGAGUGCCUCAGCCACCAGCAGCUGGAGGGGAGGAGAACAACCCUCUUCUCCUCUGUGUUUUCCUCCUUUCUAGCAUAUCCAGGUGUCCACGGCUGAAAACUCUCUACCAGCAUUACUCCUGAAGUUUGAAAAUAUGGGCAAAUCCUGCUAUGGCUUGGGGAGAUGUUGGACUGCAGAGGUUUUGUUAACCCUAGAAAGACAACCUUGGCAAGAGGGGCUGGCUCCCCUGGGACCUCAAUGACACCAGAUCUCCACUCGUGGCCAGUGAAAAGACUGAUGUCCUGCUUCCCUCUGGGACAGUUCUGUUCAUCAGAGGAAGCAGCAGCCAAGGAAUAGGAUGAUGAUCCAGCAGCUUUUCCUCCUGGAUUGCACCAGCCCUGCGGGAGUGUCUGGGGAGGGAAGAAGGCACAGAGCUGCGCAUGCCUCCUAAUGAGGAGCCUUCGUUAUCGGAGCCCGGAUUGAUUUGGCGUUUGUUGGUGCAACACAUCGGCAAAUGAGAGAUUUCCCAGGGAAAUAUUUGCCAGCACCGUUAAGUUCCAUUAAGGGAAUGUUUUGAGAGCCUGUUGUGUGCAGAGAUGGUAAACAAGGCCAGCCUCCCCCACUGCCUGCAAAGCCUCACUGCUGGUUAAUUGCUGGGUAUAGAACUGUCAGCUUGAGACCAUAGUUACAAGAUUUGACAACUGAAAGAAACUUAAAGAUAUAAUUAACCUU